Messenger RNA from Cylindrotheca closterium, 708 nucleotides. The record is from the annotation of a GenBank genome assembly. NCBI's taxonomy places the organism in Eukaryota, Bacillariophyta, Bacillariophyceae, Bacillariales, Bacillariaceae.
AUGAUGCUUCUAAACAAAACAGCAGGACCCACCACAGUCACUGAAUCAUCUCCAGCUCCACGCACAAGACUGAUGUCAUUCAAGCGAAGCAAUGACCAAGCGUCCAAGAGAAUCCGAUCUCGCUACCUCCAUAAGUUGGGAGUGGUGGAUUCGAGUAGUUCAACAUCAGCAGAUAGUACUUCGUUUUCCGACGAGACUUGUUCCAUCGGAACCACGAUAGAUACGACCCAAUCGUCCAAAGGAAGUCCGAAGCAAAGACAAUUGCGAAGACUAGGAGGUCGGCCUGUCGAAAUCCAGUUCCAGCCGCUCAAGGGUAGUGAUGGUGAAGACGAGAAUCAUGGCCCUUCAGCAUUUGCUCCUCUGCAACGACAAAGGUCGCUCUCGCUAUCAGAGAACUCAACCUCCACUGCCACGUCUGUAUCCUUUGACAACUACGUGGUAGUCCAUCCCAUUCCCAGUCGCAACGCCUACUCGGAGGAUAUGAAGCAAGCGAUCUGGACAAACGCUAAAGAGGAAGAGGAAAGUAUGCAGCGAAACUACCUCGAAUUCGCAUCCGAAGGUAUGAUUUGGCAGAAUACUUUGGAAGAAGAAGACUUCUUUGUCUACAAUAACGAAUUGGUUCAUCCUGUACAUAUCAUGAGCCAACACUGCUCUGUCAAUGCAAGCUUCUUGAUGGGAAUGAGUGCAGACAGACGAGCAUACGCAUGA